UUUUCUCAACCAUAUAUUAAUUCAUUUUACCAACUUAUGCCACUACGUCGGUCCGUUUUUACUAAAUUUUAUCUUCUGGCACUUCUUUAUAAUCUCUUUCCUCCAUUCAUUUUUUUUUCAAUAAUGCUCUUUGUACACACAAUUGCACCCACCUUAUACACACUAUAAAAGCCCCCAAAAAAAUUACCCCCACUUUUCCCUCCUCCCCUUUUCCCCUCACCUCACUCGCAUAACUCCCUCACUCCCCCCGUUUCUUGAAAAUCAAAACACCCGCCGCCCUUGAGAGUCGAAACUCCUCUCCCCCAUACUUGUCACUCAUAUCCCCAUGAGGUCUCUGCGUUUGAGGUGUGAACCGGCAGCCAUCUCCGGAACGACGCUCGCUCCCCCCCUUCUGGUGUAACUCUUCUCAAUCGAAGCCCUGUCCAAGCGAUUUGAGGUUUCAAGCGAGGAGGCCCCAUCGUCGCGCACUUGUUUAGGACGACGAAGCUCACCAAUGGUGCGAACCCCACUGUCAGAGAUGGCGGAUCGGCUGAAGUUACACAUUCCGAGUGACGAGUAUUUCCCCGCGCAGUACUCUGUGUGUUCAGACUUUAGAAAUGCAGCCAAAUGGGUAAAAAAGAGGUUAACUGAAAGACAAAGGGAAGUGUUUAGGGAUUUACCAUGGGGGCAUCUGAUUGACAUCCCAGAGACAGACAAUUCUGGGCAAAUAUUGCACAUGCUGGCCUUACACCUAGUGAAGGAGCAACCGGAUGAUGAGCUGUGGUUUGCCAUUGGGGGUACACUGUAUAAGUUUACUUAUGUGGACUUUUGCUACAUAAGUGGAUUACCACACGGUGCUGAACCAGAACUUGAAGCAGCUGCGGAAGAAGAUUCUGAACAGGAUGGUGGACAUGAUUCUGGACACGAUUCUGCCGAAGAACAUGAACCAGUUGGGGCACUUGCUCAUAAAUAUUUGGGUGACAAAGUUGACAUUACCCACGUGACUUUCAAGAAUAGAUUAAAGAAUCUGAGGUUUUCCACACGUGCUGAUUCGAUGGAUGCUGUGAAGUUGGCCUCGUUGUACUACAUUGAGUGCGUUUUGCUAGCAAAGGACAACACUACGAGGAUAAAUGCAUCAUCAAUCAGAUUGGUGAAUGAUUUAGAGGCAUUCAGGAAGUGUCCGUGGUCACUUCGUUCGUACAAGAUAUUAGUGAAGCAUAUGAAGGACCUGAUGCAUGACCAACCUGAGAAGUUCAAGGAAAAAAAGCAGGCCAAUCCUAAUUAUAAGAAUGCGAAGUUAUCAUUGUACGGUUUUCCACUAGUUUUGCAGGUGUGGGCUUACGAAGAAAUUCCUGAAGUUGGUAACAACUUUGCAAACAAAGUGGCAAAUCAUGACGUGCCUUUGCUGAAUUGGACUGCUGCACGCAAAUUUCAUUACUCAAAGCUGCGACGAGUGGUCUUUCCAGAGGAGGAGGAGAAGGUUGAUGAUUCAGAGGAGGGAGAGAAAGAAGAUGAGGAAGAAGAUGAAACAAUCCAGGAAGACGUUCGCAAUUUCCAAAAACUAAAAAUAUUGAAAGAGAUGCAGGACCUACGACUGUGUGUAGAAAGGGUGGAAAAGAAGAUUAGUGGUGUUGAGGAGAGUAUUUCAGAAAUAAAGCUGCUACUUUUAAAGUUGAUUAACAAUCAUAAUCCAUCUGUUGAGCAAGAGGUUCAUAAUGUUAAAGAUGAAGUGGUUCAUCAGGAUGAAGGUGCGGUUAAGGGUGUGGCUGAGAAGAUAGUACAAACUGCUGAGGGUGAAGAUGCUGAUGUGAUUAAGAAUUAUGCCGGUCAGGUUGACGGUGAGGUUGACAAUGAAGAGAAUCUGUCCUCGGAGGAACCAAACGAAGCCCCUCAACCAGUGCCUAUGAACACCACGGUUGUAAAUGAAGAAGCUGGUGAUAAGGAAGGUGGGACACGGGCAGAUGUCAUCAUCUCAACUGUGGUGAAUGAGGUGAAUUGGGGAAGUGAGCAGAAUAAGGAAGGGAACAGCUUCCCAGAUCUAAUGAUGUGCUUAAACGAGGAAUGUAUGCAGGUGGACGACAACCUACCUACAUUAACAGCACCUGGUCCAUUUGAAAAUUUGGAAUGGGAUGGACACGAUGUUGGUAGUGCACCGGUAGAUGUUGACGAUCUUGAACUUUUGAGGGGGGGAAAAGUGAAAAAGAGAAAACGGUCUUGUUCAAAGUACCAAUGCUCACCAUAUGUUGAACCGAUUGUAUCAAUUCUGCCUGCUAUGUUUCACCCAACUGAUGCAGAUAUUGCAUCUCUCAAGGCUUGGAUAGAAGAAGCGGACAAUGUAGAACCGUCAACGGUUGUUCUGAAUCUGCCAUCAUGUGAUGAAGUGGAUAGGGAGUUUUUCCGUAAGCUUGUUGAACCAGAGGAGACAUUAUGGUCCUAUCAUAUGGAUGCUCUUUCGUACCUGAUUCUAAAAGAUUGUAAGUCGGAGAAGCCGUAUAAGCUAAUGAAUCCUUACUUUACGCAUCAAGUAUUGAGUAAGGAUGAUAAGGAUGAGGAUGUCUGGACUGCUGAUAGGUGUCUACCAAGUGUUGACUGGAGAGGGUUGGUUAAAGUUUUUGUACCUCUAAAUGUUGUAGGUAUGCAUUGGGUGUUAGCGGAAAUUGACCUUCAAUCAAAAGUGGUGCACGUGUAUGACUCAAUGAAAACAAGUAGGUCAAGGUUGCAUGCUUCAAACUUAUGUGUGAGACUUCCGCUGCUCUUCCGAGUCAUACAAGUCCACCAAGAUGUGCGUGAGGUAAAGCAAUGGAAUGCUGAGGCAGUGCCAGAUGUACCGCAACAGGAGGGAGGAACUAUUUGUGGACUGAUGGUUAUUUGUUAUACGGAGGCACUGAUGUUGGGGCUACCCUUGAGCCCACAUUGCGAGUAUGCAAACGUGGCCAGAAAGAGAUGGCACUAUGCCCUGCGACUUUGGAAAUUGAGGAAGACAGUUUCUUAGACACAUCCACAUUUCUAUGUUUUUGCUGACAUCCACCUGUAUAGUUUUUGCUCAUGUAACAACAUUACUUUCAUGAUCAAGGUUCCCAUGUAACAAACAUUAAUUACCUGUUUUGUAUAUUUGGUAAGCUUUUGGAAAGAAAUGUAUGAUAAUGUACACUGUUGUACUGUAAUCAACCUUGUACAGUAUCCUACAAGGUUAUUCCCAAGAGGGUUCAAAUGUAGGGUGUAAUGCAACUGUAAUCAACCUUGUACUGUAUGAAGUCUCAACUGUUUCUAAAUGCAUGUGUAUGUGAAUAUAUUAUAUACAUUGGUCGCUGGGG
This is a messenger RNA of Cuscuta epithymum, 3293 nucleotides long. The record is from the annotation of a GenBank genome assembly. NCBI's taxonomy places the organism in Eukaryota, Viridiplantae, Streptophyta, Magnoliopsida, Solanales, Convolvulaceae.